Scheffersomyces amazonensis is the source of this 1319-nucleotide messenger RNA. It is a transcript of the gene MGM101, whose product is annotated as Mgm101p. Bases 361 to 1233 code for a protein of 290 amino acids. The transcript has a single exon. Gene Ontology annotation, cellular component: mitochondrial chromosome; mitochondrial nucleoid. Gene Ontology annotation, biological process: interstrand cross-link repair; recombinational repair. The record is from RefSeq and is a predicted model, not a curated record. NCBI's taxonomy places the organism in Eukaryota, Fungi, Ascomycota, Pichiomycetes, Serinales, Debaryomycetaceae. Gene Ontology annotation, molecular function: single-stranded DNA binding.
CGCAUGUCUUCUUAUACAUAAGUUUUGAUAAUUCUCACCUUUUAAAAUAGAGCUGUAAAAUAACAAAGUUAAAUUAGAAUACUGUGAUUGUAAAAUUAUAGCUUAUAUAAAAAUUGAAUCUUGAAUUCAUAAAGUCAAUUGGUAUCCGAAUCAUAAACUAAUUGAAUUGGAUGCUUUUACCAAACCAAUUUAUUUAACCAAUUUAUACAAAUUCAUAUCAUUAUUAUAUUAGUUUUAUAGUUGGUAGCGCAGAGAGGGACCUUUAUGCAGGUAUUAAUAUUAAUAUAGACGAACCAGCAGAAAUAAAGCAGAUACCGUAUUUUGCUAAUAUCUAUAGUUAAAUCAGUGUUAUUACUAAAAAUGAAUAUGUAUAGUAUGUCAUUAAGACAAGGGUUAAAAUCAAUCAUUCAGACGCGUAAUUAUGCUGCUGGAGCCACUAUAAAAUAUGGUAAGACUGCUACAGCUUCUAAACCAAGAACUGCUUAUACUUCUUCUCGAAUUUCAAGUGUUAGAUCUAGUACUACUACACCUAAAGUAGUAUCAGAAGCUACCCCAGAAGCCACUCAAUCAUCUUCCAUUGGUGAAGAGAAUUCUGUUGCUAAAGUUGAGAAAGAAGUUAAAGUGCAACCAAGUUCUACUUCAUCAAAAACCCUCACUUUUAAUGAUACUCCUGUUUUCAAUAUGCCAGUUCAAAACCCCAACGAACCUAUUAACUGGUCUGAUUCAUUUUUUGGAUUAGGUUCAAGUUCAUUUUCUCGUGAAAUAUCGGAUAUUUUACUUGCUCCACUUGCUAAUGAAGAUAUUGAAAUUACUCCUGAUGGAUUAUUAUAUUUACCUGAAAUUAAAUAUAGAAGAAUUUUAAAUCGUGCAUUUGGUCCUGGGGGAUGGGGUUUAGCACCAAGAACUGAAACUUUGAUUACUCCCACACAAAUCAGUCGAGAAUAUGGUCUUAUAUGUCACGGUAGAUUAAUAGGUGUUGCUAGAGGUGAACAAGAUUACUUUGGUGGUGACAGUAAAGUCACCACUGCCUUAGAGGGUUGUAAAAGUAAUGCUUUAAUGAGAUGUUGUAAGGAUUUAGGUAUAGCAAGUGAAUUAUGGGAUCCACACUUUAUUAGAGUUUGGAAAAAGAAAUUCUGUGACGAAGAAUUUACUGAACAUGUUGUUACUAAGAGAAAGAAGAAGAUGUGGAAAUUAAAGACUAGAACCUUUGAAUAUCCUUAUAAAAAAGCUUAGACUUGUUUGUUUAGUUUCUUCUUUGUAUAUAGAGUAUUUACUAUUUGUUUGUAAAUUUCAGAUUGUUUCAUAUAAGAACGAUAAUU